GCCGGGGAGCGGGGCGGGGGUCGGGGCCGUUCCCGGUGCGCGGGGUUUGUGUUGCCGUCGGUGCCGCGGAGCGCUCCCGGAGCGCGGCAUUCGGGAUCGCUGCCGAUCUUGGAGAAGCCCCCGGUGCGCGGGGGGACGGGAACGCCGGCGGCGCGGUGCCCGGUGCGGUUCCUCGCCCUGCGGAGCCGCGUCCGUGCGCUGCGGGGCUGCGGGGCGCUCCCUCGGGGCGGGGCGCGGUGCGGGGACCGCUGCUCGGCCGGCGUCUGCGUUCCGCUCCCGUCGUUCGGCUGCGGGCAGAGCGCAGCCGUGAGCCCCGCACCGCCCCGAGCUGCCCGCACGGCUGCGGGAGGCGUUGCUGCAAAACUCGGCGGGCGCGGAGCUCUGCGCCCCGCCGGUGGAUUUGGCCGCAGGAGGUGCUCGGGGCGCGGGGUGGCACCGGCGGACGGCCGCCCCGCACCGCCCCGCACCGCUCUGACCCCGCGGCUCCGCACCGCUUCUACGCGCCUUUCGCUGCGGGUUUUGGGUUUGGUUUUUUUUUUCGCUCUUAGCCGAGGGAAAAAAGAAAAAAAAACAACUUUGCAACUUCCCUUCGGUGUCACGGAGCCGCCGCCGCUUCAUUUUGUUUUCUUAAUUUGGGGUCACGUGCGCCUUGACAGUGCCUUUGAAUCUGAGCGAUGGUUUCGUCUCCAGCUCAGAAGGAGCUCCGGAGCUCUUCCCUCCGUUGUUUUCCCUCUGUUCGGGAACAAAGAGAGAUUUUUUUUUCUUUUUUUUCCCUUUUCCUCCACCUUUAACUCAAAGGAAUCUCAAUUCCCCGCUCCUUUGUCGAGCGACUCGAGGACCGACCGCCGCCGUUCCGCUCCGGGCGCAGAGAUGCUGCGGAGCCGUCCGGGAAUCGCACAGCGGGCACAGAGCAGCAGCGGGGGGCAGCGCUGAGAGCCCCGGCAGCCGCAGCCCCGCUGUGCCACUCGGGUGAGGAUCCGCACCUCCACAGCCCCGGCUUUGGGGGCCGCGUCGGUUUGGCUUGAGCGGAGCGCUGGGGCUGCGUUUCCCUCCGUUUCCGUGACGGGGGAGGCGAUGGGGGGCACGUUCUGUUUUGUCAGUGUGCACAUAGGGAGGAGGAGGCGGAAUGUUUUCCUAUGGGGCUGGGUGCUGCCGUGGGGCUGGGUGCCGGUGUGCGGUGCGGUGAGGCCUCGUGUGGGUGCAGGGUUUGAUUUGUUGAGGAGUUUGAGGGUGGAGGAUGCAAAAAUGCACCGGUGCUGUGCUUGGCCCCGGUGCUGCGUGCGGUGCGAGGGUCGGGGGCUCGGGGCACUGGCAGCCCAGCGUGUGCUGUGCUGUGCUGUGUGCACCCUUCUUGCCUUCACUGUGACAACGAGUGGUCGGCUCCACUCAGCUCACGCUCAGAGCCCCACAGGGAUGCGCUGGGUGCUGUAGGACCCCAGGAGGAGAGGAGCCCAUGGCACAAGGGGGGCACUGAUUCAGCCCCUGGCUGGACGGGUGCAGCUGUGGCACAAGCACGGUUUUGAGCAGCUCAGGGCCUGAUCCUGCAGGCAGCACUGGGAGCUCGGUGCAGAACUGGAGUGUCCGCAGCGCUGGGAUGGAGGCUGAGCUGGCGGUGCUGCCCCUGCCCGGGUCUGGGCUUAUUUUUGGAUUUCCUGGUGCUUGUUUGCUGCCUCCCCUCCCAGCCCUCUCGGCCUCCCCAGGGGCAGCCCCACCUUGACGAGCCCGCAGCUUCCCUUCGGAAGAUGCUGACCAACGUUUCCAGAAAGCAUCCAAAGGAUUUCCUGUUUAUUUUGCAAAAUUCUCAUUAAUAUUUUUCUUUUUUUCCUGCCUUUAUUGCAUUAAAUCUUGCACGGGUGAAAUUGCCUUGAGAUGGAGCCUGCGGUUAAAGAGAGACAAAGAGUUGGAGACGCAGCAGCCUGGAGGCUGUGGGGGUGCUUUGCUGGACCCCCCCGGAGCCGUCCUCAUCCCAGUGCUUGUAGGGCCACGUGUGCCACUUGUAGGGACAAGACCACCCUUGGACACUGCAGAAAAGAUGGCACAGAGCGUUUUAACCUGAGGCUGAUACUAUGACCCCACCGUGUGCCAAUCCCCGUGGCACAGGGACGUGGUCAUUGCACGGGGAUGUGGCUCUGUGGUGGUGCCCAGACCCCUGGCACUGGAAUAUGGCCGUUGCAUGGGGACGUGGCCCCAUAGUGCGUCUGUGGUCAUCGUAUGGGGAUUUGGCCCUGCAGCGUGCCAGUAUCCACUGCACAGAGACAUGGCCAUGGCAUGGGGAUGUGGCCCCAUGAUGUGCCCAUACCCACUGCACGGGGAGGUGGCCCUUUGAUGUGCCCUUACCCAUGGCGCUGGGAUAUGGGCACGGCACAGGGAUGUGGUUUGCAGCCGUGGAGACCUCCAGUCUGAGCAACGCUUUGCAGAGCUCAGCCCCACACGUGCCCACGCUGGUGCUGUUUGCUCGCGGUGUUUAGAGAGUCUAUUUAAAUCCCAGGUGCACAGACAGCUGGGGAACGGCACGGGGUGGGGGUGCCACGUCCUCCUACAAACUGCUGGUGGUGGGGCACAGCUCUGGGCGGUGGGGCAGAGUCCGUCCCGUGCUUCCCCAGCACUGGAUGGGUCGGGUUCACAGCUGGAGAAGCACGGGGACACGGGACCCCGCUCGGUCCCACGCUGAGUCACGCGCUCCGGCGCUCAGUCCCGAGACGCUUUUCCAGGCAAAGGCUGAAACGCACAAAAUGUUCGACUUGUAAAAUAUGUAGCGUGAGAAAAUAGCCUUUUCUGCUCUCCUCCUCGCCGCCGCCGCUCCCCCUGCCCCAUCUGCUCGCUUGGAACGCCGCCCGAAGCCCGGGGGGGGGCCGCGAGAGCGAUGCAGCUGACGGCACGGGGGUCACCCGGUGAUCAGCGCCGCGCUGGGGAGCGGUGCCACCCCGCAUCCAUCACAGGGCGCGCCGCCGCUGCGUCGGGUCCGAGGGGAUGAUGCACGGGGAAAGCAUCCUCCUUCCUCCCUGCCUGCGUCUGCUGGCGUCUCUCCCCACUCUGGGUGCGUUGCGGGGGGAUGCGGCCGUUCCCAGGGUAUGGGGGGAGGAGGGUUUGGAGCCGGGCGUCACGGGGAGGCCAUGGGAAAUACCCUACGAGGAACCCGGGAGGGAGCCGAAAUCCCCGGAGCUGGCGACGAGCCAUUGUUUUCACCAGCCACCUUAAUCCAUCAUUAUCUGGGCAUAUUUCGGAUCCUUGCCAAGAGCAAGGUGGGAAGGGGGGGCUGCGAGCAUGCUUUCCCUAUUCCCCUGCCAUCCUUUUUGCUGCCUGUGUGUAAUUAACAGAGUAAUUAAAAACAGGAUGAGUUAAUUGGUAUUCAUUUAUGUGGCAGAUGUUUUUAAUUGAGAUACGAAACAAUUUACCUGUUUACAUAAACAAUAGCAAAUGAAGGCUUGUAAAACAGAGAGGGCUUUUUCUUGUGGGGUUGGGGCUUUUUUUCUUUUUUUUUUUUUUUUCUUUUUUUUUUUUAAGGAAAAUCAGAAUGCCCUCCUUCCCUCCAUCCCUCCUUCCCUCUCUCACUGCGCUGGCUGGGAGCUGUGUUUGGGUUGGAUUGGUUUGGGUUUCAAAGAGAAGUGCCCAGGGAUUGUGGGCACCCCGUGGUGCUGGUCUGGUGCAGCCAGGCUGGGAGCUGCCAUGGGGGCACCUCACUUUCAAUCUGCCAGCCCAGAGGUGUGCAUCCACACCCUGCCACUGUUCUGGGAUCCCAUUGCAUCUCUGCAAAACCCUUUUGGAUGUGGGAUUAGCUCUUUGGUCAGCAGCAUCCUUCCAGCACCAUGAUGUCCUCACUGGUGGUCACGGGUGGGACUUUUCCCCAUGCUUGGGCUGUGUUCUAGAGCUGAUGGCAGCACUGGGGAAGGUUUGGCUUGGUGAGCAUCCCUGUGAGUAUCUCCACGAGCAUCCCAAUCAGCAUUCCCAUGAGCAUCCCCAUGGACAUCCCCAUGAGCAUCCCUAUGGGCAUCCCAACGAGCAUCCCCAUAGCCCGUGACCCCAGCUGCUCCCUGAGGUGCUCCCCGGGAUGGGAUACUCAGCACCCCCAUAGCCAUUUUCUGCACCAGGAAGGCAGCAGGGUGGCUGUGCCCCCACGUCCCCACGUGCAUUCCCCCGACCCCUGCCUGCUCGCACACGUGGAGCUGCCGCCGGCUCAGCGCUGCCCUAACGCACUCCAGAUGGAGCAGCUCCGGCCCUCGCAGUCCUAUCUGGGAGUUGUUCUUGGCCCCCGUGGCACCAGCAGCUGAGCAGCAGGAAUGCUUUCCUUUGUUUGGGAGGCAGCCUGGCUUCGGGAGACGUCGCCUCCAGCAUCUGGAUUUCAUUUGUGGCCAUUUGGAGAGCAUGAAAGAUGCUGUUCUUUUAAUUCCCUUUUAACCCCUUCAUCGCCGACAGCUCUCUGGACCAGCUCCGUGCCGGGGGAUGCAGAGGGGGUGCAACCACCCCGUGUGCUGUGCAGCCCCUGUAGGUACGGCCCUGCUGUCCUUGUCCCCAGCUGCCCCAUUGAGCAGAGGGACAGCUGCAUUGCAUGAUGCUUGCAGUGGUGGCACAGCCAUCACCCAGUGGGGACCGUGCCCAGCCCAGCGUGCUGGGGGUUAAACCCUGCGGUGUGACAAAUGGGGUUUGGGGGCACGGGGGUCCGGCAUCCCAUUCCCAGGGGGGAGGCAGGGUGGGGUGCGGCGGCGGAGAAAAGACUAAUCCUUUUAUUUUUAUAUUAUUACUUAUUCAUCUGGGCUGCGCUGAGCCUAAUGGAAACCAGAUGUAGGAAAACAGACACAGCCCCAAGCGGCUGGGACAAAUUACCCCAAAGGAAAAAAAAAAAAAAAAAAAAAAAAAAGAAGAAGAAAAAAGAAAAGAAAAAAGAAUAAUAAAAUGGGGAAAAAAAUUCCAGCGGAGGUUUAGUGGUGCUGGGGAAGCACUACCACGUUUGGGGACAGAGUGUGAGCACCGCCUGGUGACCCCUGGGAGGGCCAGAGGGACACGUGGCAUGCUGCGGGAUGCUGUCACUGGGGGGACACUGGGGGGCAAAGGUUGGGGUGUGCAGAGGGAGAGGCAGCGUCCUGCCUUCACCCUGUGGGGACAGUGCCACCCAGCAUUGCUUUGGGCAUUUCUGGGCUCCAGUGCUGAGAAAUGCCACAUUCUGGGGCCGUCUCUUACUCCCGUGCUCACGCGGUGGUGUUUGGACUGCGAACACAGCAGGAAAAAUUUAUGGCUUGGAGAGGAGGGGGAAGAAAAGGAAAGAAAUCACACGCCCAGAUGCAGCGGUUCCGCGGGUGUUUGUUCAGCUUCGUGGAAACUCUCCUCCCGGUGGGGAGUGUGGAACAGCCGUGUUGGCGCCGCGAUUCUCCGGCGUGGAGACAGGGCUGGAUGGGGACAGGGCUGAAUGGCCACCCCGUGCCAGACGAGUGUUGCUGGGCUCGGUGCCAUCUCCAGGGCCGCCCCCUGAGCCCCUCAUCUCACCCCGUUUGCCCUCGGGGCUGGGUGCCGCUCUGCUGUCCAGAUGCACCACACGUCCGUGCAUCGUCCCACCGCCCCGCACAGUGCGCGAGGUGCCGUGCCCCACGCUCCCACCCCGCUUUGGGGCCUGGAGACACCCCAGAAAGACCCGUGGUCCCCGUUGUGCCGUACCCACCCAGGUGCCGCUCACCACCCGCCCUGUCCCCGCAGACCCCGCCGCACCACGGGCCGCCACCAUGCCCGACUCGCCGGCCGACGUCAAGACGCAGCCCAGGUCCACGCCGCCCAACAUGCCGCCGCCGCCGCCCGCCGUCACGCAGGGAGCCACGCGUCACCCCUCCUUCACACCCAGCACCAAUCGAGACGCUGUCCCUCCGACGUUUCUUCCUCGCGGCCGUUUUCAUGGUUGCUUGAAAUGGUCGAUGGUCUGUCUCUUGAUGAACGGCAGCAGCCACUCGCCCACCGCCAUCAAUGGGGCCCCGUCCACCCCCAAUGGGUUCAGCAAUGGGCCGGCCACCUCCUCCAGCGCCUCGCUGUCCACCCACCAGCUCCCACCAGCCUGUGGAGCCCGGCAGCUCAGCAAACUCAAGCGGUUCCUCACCACCCUGCAGCAGUUUGGCAAUGACAUCUCGCCUGAGAUUGGGGAGCGGGUGCGCACCCUCGUCCUGGGGCUUGUGAACUCCACGCUGACCAUCGAGGAGUUCCACGCCAAGCUGCAGGAGGCCACCAACUUCCCACUGCGGCCCUUUGUCAUCCCCUUCCUGAAGGCUAAUCUGCCCCUGCUGCAGCGUGAGCUGCUGCACUGUGCCCGCAUGGCCAAGCAGAGCCCGGCGCAGUACCUGGCACAGCACGAGCAGCUGCUGCUGGAUGCCAAUGCCUCCUCACCCAUCGACUCCUCCGAGCUGCUCCUGGAGGUCAGCGAGAGUGGCAAGAGGAGGACACCAGACAGGACCAAAGAGAACGGUUUGGACCGCGACCCCCUGCACCCCGAGCACCUCAGCAAGCGGCCGUGCACCAUGAGCCCGGCGCAGCGCUACAGCCCCAGCAACGGGCUGAGCCACCCCCCCAACGGGCUGCCCCACCCCCCCGGCCCCCCGCCCCAGCACUACCGCCUGGAGGACAUGGCCAUGGCACACCACUACCGCGACGCCUACCGCCACGCCGACCCCCGCGAGCGCCCACGGCCCGCAGUGCACGGGGCGCGCCAGGAGGAGGUGAUCGACCACCGGCUCACCGACAGGGAAUGGGCAGAGGAGUGGAAGCACCUCAACAACCUGCUAAACUGCAUCAUGGACAUGGUGGAGAAGACGCGGCGGUCGCUGACGGUGCUGCGGCGGUGCCAGGAGGCCGACCGUGAGGAGCUCAACCACUGGAUCCGCCGCUACAGCGACGCCGAGGACAUGAAGAAAGGCAGCCCCCCCUCCGCCCGCCCCCACAACAGCUCCUCCAGCUCCGAGGCACCCCAGUUAGAUGUGCACCGGGAUUUUGCACCGCGGCCGCUCUCAGGUUACAUGCCUGAGGAGAUCUGGAGGAAGGCUGAAGAAGCCGUGAACGAGGUGAAGCGGCAGGCCAUGUCCGAGCUGCAGAAAGCUGUGUCGGAUGCUGAGCGCAAAGCCCACGAGCUGAUCACCACUGAGCGCGCCAAGAUGGAGCGGGCGCUGGCUGAGGCCAAGCGGCAGGCAUCCGAGGAUGCCCUCACAGUCAUCAACCAGCAGGAGGACUCCAGUGAGAGCUGCUGGAACUGCGGGCGCAAAGCGAGCGAGACCUGCAGCGGCUGCAACACCGCCCGCUACUGCGGCUCCUUCUGCCAGCACAAGGAUUGGGAGAAGCACCACCACGUCUGCGGGCAGACUCUGCAGGGGCUGCCGGCCCCCUCCGCCCCUACAGCCGUGGGGCAGCCCGAGGCGGUGCCCCCCAUGGCCAGCAGCCCCAGCGACGCGGGUUCAGCUGGCGCAUCUCGUGCCGGCACGCCGGGCACCCCGGCCCCACUGGAGAGUGCAUCGCGCUGAGCGCGGACUGACGCCCAUGGCAGCUCUCUGCUCCCAUACUGGGUGACCUCCGAACCGACCUCGAGCUCUCAGAUAAUCCUCACGGAUCCUCAAACUGGGCUUUACGUGGAGUUAAGGCAAAUACCCAUCGUUCUCUGUUCUCUCUUCGGUCUUUGUUUUUUUGGCUUUUUUUUUU
This is a messenger RNA of Phasianus colchicus (ring-necked pheasant), 7659 nucleotides long. It is a transcript of the gene CBFA2T3, whose product is annotated as CBFA2/RUNX1 partner transcriptional co-repressor 3. The record is from RefSeq and is a predicted model, not a curated record. Lineage: Eukaryota; Metazoa; Chordata; Aves; Galliformes; Phasianidae. Gene Ontology annotation, molecular function: transcription corepressor activity. Gene Ontology annotation, cellular component: nucleus. Gene Ontology annotation, biological process: DNA-templated transcription; negative regulation of DNA-templated transcription.